GAAGUAACGCCAACACGCCAAAGUCGUUCUCUUCACUGGAGUGAACUUUCGUUUCUCAACUGUCCGUCUGCCGUUGCGUUGUUUUUUCACCUUAUGGAGACAUUUCGAGCCAGAACUUUUUCGGGAUCUGGCGAUGAUGUGUAUGAAAUCGAGAAUGGAACUGAGCGAUCUGGGCGAACUGUCUUGAAUGAACAUAUAAGUCGUUUUAAUGGACUCGAUAGUGAUACUUUGGACAAUCGAUCUCCGAAAUCCGCCGAUCAGGACAGCGACGAACAUUCAAUACACAAAAAGAAUCCCAAAGACUACAGCUAUCUCUACACAUAUUUAUCCACCACAUUGUUUGUUAUUGUCUUAAUCGUAGAGAACAUUUUUCAGUUCAGAUUGUUCAUAGAUUCAAACGCCUCUAUAUCCUUCUACUGGUUAGAAAGUUGUGUGAUUGCUCUAUUCUUCAGAUUUUGGGGACGAAGGCGCAUACGUAGGUUAGUAUAAACGCAAAAUUUUACUAUCUAUGUAAAAUCACUACCUAGUAAAAGUUAUGGGGCACUUGAAAAACCCCGACCAUUUGUGGGAAUGGUUAAAGAACGAAGCAAAGGGAAUCGAGUCACUCUUUAUUCUUGAUGGAUAUUUAACAAUCGAAUCGAGGUGAAUAGUGGUUAAAUAUUUACCGAGCUACGAAGUGGCGAGGUAAAUAUUCCUAAAGCCACUAUUCACCGAGAUUGAAAAGAAUAAUAAUUGUUUUAGUAUAUACACACGAAGUGAUCUCAACAAAAUCAGAGAGAAAACCCUUAAAAAGUACGAUUUGAUUGACAGAUCAGGUCAGCUAGACACAGUUUUAAAAUAGAUCUUUGUAGAAUUUUCAAACAUGGCAAUUCACAAGCUUAUCACUUUGCAAACAACAGCGUAAUGACUUAAAUGGACCCGCUAAAAGUUUGAAUUGUUUCCUUACCUGAGAAGAAAAGAAGAGCCUUGUUGUUUUCUGUUGACUCGCCAAGAAUAUAGCUGAAAAGGUUUGUUUUGUCGUUCUUCGCAUGAAGUUCUGACAAAAAUGGCGAUUCGGCUCCUAGAGGCAAGAUAUCGUCUUCAUGUAGCAUUCUUUCUCGUGUUUACUUGAAACGUAGAAUUUCUGGAAACAUUUGCUUUCAAAUUUGUUAGCACUAAAUAAACUUCGUUUUUGGGCCAAAUUUUUCUUGUUAGGAAAUGCUGAGUUCAUGAAACGGCCUCUUCUAGGCGAAUAAACGGGAGUUGUAAACAAUCCAUCUACCACAAAACUCAACAACAGUAAAUGGAAAAACGCCGUUUUGAAUCCUUCGAAGUCUUUUCUUGCCUGAAAAAAAGUCAGCCCUAGGAUUUUGUCAACUUUUAAAAGAUCUUUCUCUAACAAAAUGGGAAAAAAACCGAGCUCACACAUUAUCCGUUCUCCAGGAGGUGAAUAUUGUUGAAUAGUCCGAGAUAGCGAGCCAAUCAGAUUGCUUAAAUUGCCAAGAUCACUGAGUUUGUAUAUGCUAAUGUCUGUUAAAAGGGCCUGUGGUAUUAUUGUACACAGUCUCACGUGAUGCACUUUCCUUCUGCUAUUCCCGGGGUAACUACCCUGGGGAAUUCCUAGGUACUAGCUGUGACAUUACUAACAGCUGCCCUUACAAAAAUAUCAUUUUUAACAACUAAAACUGCAGCAUUGGAGGAGUUCAAUAUUGUUUAAAACAAUAGGGUCGUAUAUUAAAUUUUAUUUUUGCUGGAAAAAACAACACACAGUAGAACCUGGGUAACUCAAACUCUGAAGGGAAACUGAAAACAGUUUGAGUUACUCGGGGUUUGAGCUAUCAGCGUCAAUUGAAUAUUCAAUUUGCCUCUUAAAUACUGGCAAUAUUGAUAGUUUCAGCAUUUCCGUGUGUAUAGUAAGGGGCAAAUUAUUUACUUUUUUCAUAAAAAAUGGUGACAUGAUUGUGCAUUUUUUAUUUUACGAUAAAAUGUGGUAUGUUCAUUGCACCAAUUAAAAUAAUAUUGCUGAAGAGUUAGUUUUAGUGUUUUCACUGAUAUUACAUUCAUUCAUUCAUUUUUAUUGUAAAUAUGAAUAAACCAAUAAAAAUGAAUGAAUGAAUGAGUGAGAGUGUUAUGGUAAAUUAUGUUUGGUUAUUAAGCUCUGUGUGUGGGAAAACUUGCAAGAAUUUCUUCAUGCCCCAGCUCAAAGCUUAAGAUGUUCAGUGUUGAGCUUGACCCUGCCUGUUUAAUUAAACAUGUUUUACUGUGUUUUACCAGAGACAGUUGUUGCCCUUUCCAGGAGAUCCUUGAACAAGCAUGCAAGCAAACAAACAAAAAAAAAAAUGCUCUCCUCCCAGCCUUAUUGCAAUGGCAUUGAGGUUCAGUUUUCCUUUUUUGGGCUGGAAAAUUCUAAGCUGUAAAGCUGCAAGGGUUCAUUAAAAGGUGAAUUAGGCAGCUGUGUUUGGAUAGAGUAACCAACUGUAUCAACUAGGUUUGAAUGAAUCCUCCUUUGAUUUCUUUAAUUUAGUGAAGAAAAAGGAGUUUAGUUUUGGAUCAAUCUACUCAAAGCUUUUUGUUGGCAGUUGUGGCUUAUUUUUGUUGUGAGUGCUUGUUCCAUACCCCAGUGUUGCAUUGCAAGUCAUAAUAAUUGCUCAUUCCCCACCCACCUACCCUAAAAAAGUCAGUAUUCAGCAUCAAUUAAUGUUGAACGACAGAAGUGCGGAGAUGAGAAAAAAAAACUUGGUCGCCAGUUGGGGCCCUUAUCAAAAAGUUAAUCUUGGACCCUGCAUUUCUCAAAAGGCCCAGCACUUUUUUGGGCCUAGAAAGCUGUUUUACAUGUAAUACAUAAUGUAUCUUUGCUGUUACCGGUACUAUGCAUUCAAGAUCAAAGUUUCAAUAAUUUUGCAAACGAUACAACAAAACAAUUUACUAUCAGUUAGGGAAGAAAAAUAGAGUGGUUUGUGUGGUAGGAACUGUGAUACUUACGGAUCCUUUGUUGAGAAGUUGUGAUGCAAAAAUUGAGAGCUUAAUGCCUUGUGUUUCAGCAAAAUUUGACAAUUACUUUUACUGUUAAGCUACAGUGGUGGUCUGUCUCUUAAGGGAGGGGGGGGGGGAAUGUUACGGGCCCGCAGUAAUUGGCGGUGACCCUGCCAAUAAUUGGCGAAUCUAAUAAAAAAUAAUAAAUAAAAUAAAGUAAGUAUUUCAAGUUCUCUCACUAAAAGAAUCAUUGCUAAGGAUGGCAUAAGGAGGGAGAAGUAGAAGGUUAAGAAAAGUAACUGAAGAAUAAUUUACAUGAGCUUGCAGGGCAUUGUACACCUCCUAUAACUUGUUGUUUUUCAUUUUAGUUUCAGGAGCCAGGCAAGCCAUUUUCUUCCUGUUCUCUUCUUACAUGUAGCAGUUGUUACAUUGUUUUCAGUGGAUUUUAAUCAUGGAAACUAUGGUAGUUCAGGAGGCUCAGAAUCUUACUUGGUUUGUAUUGAAUUACAGUCAUAAUAAUUAUUAUGUAACUGAAGGGGUAACUGGAAUAAGGCCUUAAUUAACCACAUAAUACAUUUUUCUUCUUGGCCAUUUAAGGCUGGUUUUCACUAGCAACAGAGUUGGAGAUGGGGUUGUAAUCAGAAGUGUAGAGCUUAUGAUCUUUUGAAAACAUGCUGAUAAGUGAUUGGGUUAUCCUUCUGCUUCUGCUACCCGACUCUGGCAAUCGGGUUUUCAAUAGAUCAUAAGCGGAACGUAAGCGACAGAGUCAGAAGAAAUGGAAACGUUCUGGUUCCUGUGACUCUGAUUGUGUGGUUCCAGAAAAUAUCGAUACCCCCACCACUGAAGACACUUUGAUUUGCACCCCUUAACCCCCUAGGAUUUUCUGUUCCAAUGGGGUCUUUGAUGACCCCCCUUCCCCCCAGGAAUUUCCAGAAUUUUUAAACGGGGACUUCCUCAAGGCAAAGUGGUUUUGGUUCUUAAAAAAAAAAGAAAAUGAAUACUAACUCAUUCACAAAAAUGUGGUAGAAUUUAUUACAACAGUGCAAACUUUUGUCAAGCUCAUUAUUCACGUAAGGUUUUGGCUGCUUCGCCAUCAAAUUUCCAAAUUAUGUCUGUCUUGUUUUUAUGUAACCUUAUCAGCUGAAACAUUUGGGUUGUAAAGUUAAUCGUUCUAGGCUUUUGUAAUCUUACUCCAGCGCAAGCAUUAUGAAGAGAACUAAAGUUUCACUUACUUAAACAACUUUGCAAAUGAUAGCAAAAAAACAUAGAAACUUACAAGGUCCCUUUCUGGCUGUUUAUUUGUUGACACAUUUUGUCAGUUUCUUUAGGUUGAUUCUUAUUUAAGGACCAAAAACUUCUCUAACACAUGCCAACGGGCCAGGUUUCGUGAACAUAGUCACGAUUGCAAGAAGUAAUUUUACUAGCCAGGUAGCUGGGCCUUCUGAAGAUCAAGCAAGAAAUGGAAACGAAAGUGCACUUUUUAUGAGUUUUAGUUAAAACUACUACUCCGAAUAACCACUGAUAAGACAUGAAACGUAUCAAAAAUGUGUUUUCGUUCUGCAUGUGAAGGUAGCGAAAAGUGAUGUGUACUAUAUUUUUGUUUCCUUUUAUGCCAUGAUACAACUAUCACUAUACAUUAUUUUGUAAGUGAAAAUUAUUUCUUUUAAUUUUUUAAAUGAGUUGUCGGAAUGAAUGGCUAAAAUCCACUGCUUGAUUAAAUAUGGGAAAAAUAUCUUGAAAUCAAGGGGCAAACAUUGUUGGGAAGUAAAGAAAGAAAUUCAUGAAUAUGGACAGUUUUAUUGAGGAGAAUUUCAGUAAGAGCAUUUUAACCCUUACCGUGUGUAUUAACCCUUAGACGUACAUGUACAAUGGGGGGGGGGGCUGAUUGCCAUGCCCCCUCCCAUAAGGCUUUUCUGAUUUUUUUCCUAGAAGAUAAGACAUCAGCACCUGAAGUUUUCUGUAGAUGUUCGUUUAUCCCUUGUGCACAUCUUGAGACAAGUUUAGUGGUUGUCAGUUACUAUGGUUAUGAGAUAUGACGCCAUAAGUAGCAGGUGGUCAAGCCAUUUUUGAGUGAAAAUGCAUGCUGUUUCAACUUUUUUCAGGAAUAAAAGUAAACCUGUGGACAAAAUGAUGCAAAGUAAUUAUUUAUGUGUUAUUUUACAUGUUCAGCGCCAGAAAUUAUUCAUUCUCACUGUUUUUACCUGAUUUCUAAUAAAUCCAAGAUGGUGAUUAUGAGACCUCCAGCAGCACCACCACCCAUAAAAUAUACCUCAUCUUGUAGAGAAGAUCAAAGGUGUUCCACUGAAGGCAAAAUUGUUUCAAAAUAUUGCAACUUAACAAAAACUCAAGGGGAAGGGGGGUCCAUCCCCCCCCCCUAUCCGACCCCCUUGUGCCGCGGAGGGGGUAUGGCUUUAAUUGUACGUCUGAGGGUAAGGGUACGUGUAUGUCAAAUGCAACAUAUUGGGAAAAUAGUCAGACUGUAGUUUUUACCGCAGCAACUAAUAAUACAGUAAUUAAGCUGCUUGUUAAUAUAGAGGACAACAAUUAAAAAGCCGCAAUAACUUGACUUAACGGAUGAUGACUGUCUGUAAAGUCCUGGAUUGACUGUACAAAAACUGAUCACACUAAAGAAUUUUUGCCCAUGGACUGUGAAGUAAAAGGCAUGGCUGUAUGCAAGUCUACAUUAUAUGGAUAAAAGGAUAACUUUUGCCUGUUCACAACUGACAUAUUUUUGGAAAACAGUUUUAGUUUAGAAUAAACUGAUUUACAAAUAUGACAAAAUUGAAGUCCAAGGUAAAGAUUUCACUCUUCCCUCGUGGAAAUCUUCAAUUUAUUUUAAGAAGGGAAAGCAGUGUUCAGAAUUGUGAUCUUCAGAACUUCUCAGAACAUCUUCACCAGAAAAUGUUUAGGUUGUCUCUGGAAAUCUAUGAGUUGAUGUGAUCAGGCCCUUUAAAAAAUUCUUAGUACUCUAUUCAAAUAAAUAUACAGUGAUGUACAUCGCAUUUUUGACUCUUUUGACUCCAAAGAAGUUGGUAGAUGUGAUCAGAUGUAGUCUUCAUGAUUGACUGUGGAAAUAAAUGGAUUCACAGUGAAGUGAAACCAAUUUCCUUCAAACCUAUUAUUUUGUUCUUCUUGUACUUGUACAUGGUUAGUUAUUGUGAUCAUUUUGAUGUGUCCCAUUUUCUCAACAAGAGGAAAUUUUCUUAACGUCGUAGCAGGGUCAGUGAUUGUUUAACAUGGAAGAGAGAGUUGUUAGGCCUCUUAAUUGUAAUAUGCAACUACAAUUAUAUUAUGAAGCAAGCAAGUGGCUAGCCUGUGUCGCAGACGUAAUUUAAACUCGGUUAGUAACUUCUGAGAAGAAGCGCCAAUAUCAUUGUUCUGGGCCCCCAACAGACACAAUGAAUCACCAGAAGUGCAUUUGGAAUUUCCUUUCAUUUUGAUUGGCAAAUCAAAAUGGCUUUUUUAUCAGGCCAAUCAUGCUGGUUCUCAAAUCCAGGUACACAGGUGGGGCCAGAACAAGGAUUCUGAUGCUGUUUCGUAGGUGGACUUAACCAGAGUUAAGUUUUGUGUGUGGUGCAGGCUACAUGUAGCAGGUAACAGGAACUCAAUGUUUUUUCUUCUUGUAGGUUUACAUUGCCUUAACACCUCCUGCCAUUCUCUUGGCUUCAUGGCUGACAAGUCGCGAGUGUUACCCUGACAAGGUUGUUAUUUUACUGGUCAUGUCAAGUGCAUUUGUCAUGGUGCUAUUUUGUUCAAUGGAAGAUCCUUAUGCUUAUUACAAAAUGUCUUUUACUGAUGGAGUCUUUGGCUUCAUGAUGGCUGUUUCACUGGCUUUCUUCACAGUCCAUGCAAAGAAAUGUCUAUCCCAGGUAUGUUUGUGAAUGUACUAAUUUUAUUUAUUCACAACCACAUUUUGAUUACUAUCCUGGUGGAUACGUACACUUGUACACUCUUGUUUUACGUUUUCUAUGAUUGCCACCUCCAUGAUUGAUCUCCGUUCUUAAGGUGACCAUUGUUGUGAGGAUAUGUUUGACUGUAUGAAUAUAAAGCAGUGUGUAACCUUGUGGAAAUCCUUUCACAAACUUGUUUAUAUUAUCUUAAGAGAUAAAUGCUAACUCAAAGGUCUUAAAACAUCUGACCUAUUAGCAGUACAUAUAAAACCAGUUUCAGUUUCUGAAACAGUUUUUAAAGUCCUGAAACUGAGCACUUUAUAAUUAUCUACAUGUGUAGGCGUUGAAAAGCCAGUUUAAUGCUAUAAAAAAUGCCCAAGGUUGUCGCCCAAAAUUUGCAAUUGGAUGUUAGUCAUGAACAGAGUUCUUAAAGCUUGAAAAUUUCUAUGUUUUAGAGGGUGUUUUGUAAUGCCUGUUCAUUGCCUGCGAAUGCAGAUGUGUUUCCUGUCAUUGCUUUUCUGCACCGGAAAAGUAAGCGACUAAGAGAAGCGACAGCCAGAAAUACAUCCCUGUUCACAGGGUAGCUUGUUCAUGGUCAGCAUGAGAUAUCACACCAGUAAAAUCUUGGAAAGUUUGAAAUACAGUGUGUCAGGUGCUUAGACCCAAGAAGACAUUGGGUGAACUACACAACAUCUUGGUAACACAAUCAGUCUGCCGCGAGGCAAUGUAGUUACGGUUUGUGAAAUAUACUGGAUAGGCUCGAUUUCCUCCGCUCUCUUAGUCCUGUUCUGGCGAGGAGCAUGGGCUCAUUUCCUGACCAGCGGUUGGUAAUCGAGCCUAAAGAUUUCCCUAUUAUGCAGGCUACCUUGGGGAAGGGACAAAAAAUUUAAUGAUCACGUACCGAUGCUUUAACUCUUUAUGCCUCAGCAUCCACAAUCAAAUUCUCUAGACUUACCUCUAUUCCCUUAAUUAACUAGUUGAGAAUAAUUUGAUCAGAGAUCAAAGCAUUUUUCCCUUUGGUGAUCAUUUUAGGUAUUCUCAUAACCAUUUCUUUUGUUGAUGUAUUGAUGUUUAUAAAAAAUUGAUAUUUGUCACUCUUGGGGCUUAAAGGGUUUAAAAAAGGUGGAUAACGCUGUCCACCGGAUUAAUCUCUACCCACUGGAUAGAGUAAUGAUUGGUUUCCUUGAUACUUAUCCACUGGAUAGAGAUUUAUCUUGUGGAUAGCGCUAUCCAACGUUUGCGAACCGGGGCCAACGUUCUCAGUCUGUCAACUGGCUGCCAAAUGAAGAGUUGCUGCUUAAUCGGAGGCCAGUUAACCAGACUUCAUUUGAAUGUUAUUUGUCUGAGUCAGGUUAUUCUGCCUUUGUUGUAGGCUACACUGGCGGAGCUGCUAUACCAUUUAAAUUUUAGUUGUGUUAUGUGUCUUCCCUUCAUUGCUUUACUGCUGGGUGAAUUGCGAUUGCUUGGAACAGAGCUCUUUGAAAGAGUAAAGGUCAAUCACGUUAUUGGUGUGCUUAUUCUGGUAAGUUGGUGAGGUGUGAAAAUACUGGUUACAAAAACAAUGGAAGAAGUUGUGAAAAUAUUUAUAAUUGUUUUUGAAUUAUUAUAAUCUUUAAGGCGAACUGGUUUAUAGGUAUUGCCCUGUGGCAUAGAUAUUUAAUAUUUAUUCCGUCACUCCUUGGACUAAGUUGUUGCUUGUAACAUCUCCGUACAUAUCAAAAAAUCAUUGAAAAUUUUAGCCAUUUAUAUUACAUGGAGGUACUCCUUUAAAUGAGAAAUUCUUUGUUAAAAACUCAAAUUGUUUCAAAACUUGCCCAUUCGCAUUUCGGCACCCAGCUACCCGUACUCCGCUCGUUUGGAUGAUUAAUAUUUCUUAAUGUUUUGUGAGUGAUUGUCCUUCUUUCCUCUGAGCCACCAGCAACGAGCGAAAAAGUAAAAUCAUACAAAUUCCUCCAUCGUUCUCAUGCGUGCUCUCACGUGAAAAAUAAGAGACUACUCUUCGUAGUCUAAUGUGGGAGAGACAUCGUUUUGCAGAUUUUAAACGUUUAAUGCUGGUCAACAAAAAUUCGCAAACUAUCUUACCAAGUUGACAACUGAAGGAAAGGCAAGGGCGGAACGAAACUAGAAAAGAGUUUUUUUCAGGUGCAAAAUGGUCAGUAAAGGAGAUAAUGUCCGUGCCUUGUUCCUUUUGCUUUUAGGCCCUUCUCCGUCUGGCCAGUCAGGCAUCCUGCCUUUAUCAGCUCAAAUACUCCACGGCACUCCUGAAUGCCACAUCACGAGGCUUUGCAUGGAUAUGGAUAACUCUUGCCAUCACGUUUAUGACUCCCGGUCACACUGGUGAAUUCCUUAUUCCUGUGUUUCUUUCAUUCUGGAUCUAUGGUUUCUUAACAUACCUUCCUGCGCUGUGUUCUGAUCUUCGAUGGAUAUAAAGCUUUGAUAUUGGAAAUCGUUUGCGCGCGCGUGAACAAAAAAAACGUUAUCGGUGAAUAUUCUUCGUUAAUUAAACCAAGUAGAUGAAACUAUAUACACCUCGACUGAAUAAACUUGUAUCGAAACGACCGUUCGAAAUGCAGUUCAAGGACUCUUGCUAAACCAGUUCUACUUUAGCAGGCUGCUAGAACACUCUCGAGGGUGAUCGCGAACUGCCGACAUAGCAAGUCUCUUUGCUUGCAAGUGAUAUAAUGUCGUUUGCGUCUCUCCGUUGCACAAACGCCCUAGAGGAGAGAUGCCUGCGGUACACUCACUUCCAAGAAUGUCGAUGAACAGCGAUGUCAAUUGAGAUUAAACAAAAAAAAGAACUUUUAUGGAAGAUUUGAGGGAGGAAAAUAGUUUACAAAAAAACUACUGACAUCGCCCAGAACAAAAACAAAAAAAAAUCGGAAUUGCUUAUGGCUAGUAGCGUCAGUCGAAAGAGUGUUUUACAAUGGCCGAAUUUAUACUAGAGACGAAUUAUCCUCGGACGGAUAAUCAGUUUCUAGUAUUAUACUACUACAUGAAAAAUUACUGCAAUUUGAUUGGCUUAGAGCAGUGGUAUUUCAGCUUAAUUUGAAAUACCUACAUGUGAAAAUUACAAACCUUUUGCGGGUAGUAAUAUAAACAAAUAAUAACAUGAUUUGUACGUGAUAUUUGACAUAAAUACCACUCGUGAUAUUUCAAAAUUGUCUCAAAUUUCACUCGCCUAACGGCUCGUGAAAUUAUGUAUAACAAUUUCGAAAUAUCCCUCGUGGUAUUUAUGCCAAAUAUCACUACAAAUCAUGCUAUUACCUAUACAAAUUCGGGGCUAAGACGUAUUAUGGAGCAAAAUUCUUCUGAGGCUGGUUGGUCUAUUAGCACGUCUUCAAGACGUGCCAGCAGACGGAUAAUUCGUCUUAGACGGAUUAUCCGUCUCUAAAUUUAUAUCUAGACGGAACGUAGACGGUUUUUUGACGAAGUUGCCACAAGAGAGGGACUGGUUUCUAUAUAUAUAUCUAUAUAAACAUGUAGACAAAUUAUUCGUCAAAAUUCGUCUUCGGAUUUAUACUUAGACGGAUUAUCCGCCUGACGGAUAACUCGUCUUUAGUAUAAAUUCGGCCAAUAACUGAGCGAUUUCUCGCGCGCUGAUUGGUCGAGAGCUAUGGUCGCUAAGAGUACAGACUAUGGAAAUGACGUGAUGAUGGCACAAUUUGUUUUCUCUUAGUCUCGCGCGAUUUUCCGAUCCACUUCAAGGGCAAUGGACGUCAAAAGCUGUUAAAUCAAUGUUAUUGUUAAAAACAAAUCGACAACAAUUUUCCACAUUCUGCACCCUUAUCGAUCAUAGAAAUGGCAUUUGACCACUACAUUGGUCUGAUUUAAUGGGAAUUUUCACAGGCCUGUGUUAAGAAGUUUAAAUGCUCCGGGGCUCCCCGGGGGGAUGUUGAAGUUUCGAAUCGGCUUAUGAGUAAACUUUAACACAGACUGAUAUAACAUUGAAAAUGUUAUUGAAUCUGUGUAACCUUUACCUCUUACGCCCAUCUUGCCCCUACCCUCUGGCUUUUCUGUAUUUAAUUUUUUUCUUUUUAGUGCAAAAGGGUUAUAAUAAUUAUAGUCAGUUGUUUGACUGGUGCGGAAGUGUUGAAAUUACCUAAACUGAACGUGUAAGCCAAUCUCGAGACCACUUUUCCUGAAAUCGCAUGCAGUUAGAGCUCAAAUAGCCGUAAACAAAUCAUCAACGCUCUUGUGGGGCGGUUAAAUUACUCGUGUAAACCGCGCCUUAUCCAUUAUGACAACAAAAUAGCUUUGUGUUUUUGUGACGGGGCCUGUAUGUAGACCUGAGCAGUCCGCCAUCUUUGGUUCUUCCUUUUUCACAAAACACAGAUUUUCAGGGUGUCAAGAUUCUGAUGGACCAAGGUUGAAGAGCUGAGCCUAAAGUUGCCUGUCAAUAUCUCUCUAGGUAGAUACACUUCGCCUUUUGUCUAAACGGCUAAUAUACAUGUGCAUGCUGAUAGGUAUCAAUAACAAGAGUUAGUUUUUAGUUUGAUACUGUAUGCAUAAAUUAUCUGAUCUUUUGACAGCUCUAGAACGACCCAGCCCGCCUUGCCAAAAGGCGAGUCGGGAAUGAUGGGAUCAUUAAAAUGUUCAGUCUUUCGAAGAUGGCAGCCAAUCCGGUCUCGUGCAAUGUCUUCGUUAAGAAUUGUUAGGCUGGGCUUUUUAUCAGCAGUAACUAAUCGGAACUAAAAACUGAUUAUUUGAAUUAAAGUUGAAUUUAUUUAUGAGUUAAUUUACAAAGUAUUAUUUAUACUGAUUGCUAAAUUGUCAUUAUUAGGUCCUAGUCUCGAAACACUUAAUCGCACAACUGAUUUGUAUUAUGAUGGCAGCGUGACGUGUCUGUCUAUGCUAGUUAGUUGCACGCGUGGCAGUGACCAACUCGAAAGCCUAAGCUGCUUUGGUCACUGCGCACUUUUCACCUUUGGUGACGUGUAAUUUGUUGUUUUAUUUUUCCUUGUUUUG
Messenger RNA from Porites lobata, 11807 nucleotides. Lineage: Eukaryota; Metazoa; Cnidaria; Anthozoa; Scleractinia; Poritidae. The record is from the annotation of a GenBank genome assembly.